UUGAGUUACAUUUUGACGAGAUCCGGGACCGAUUGAAUGAUCACAGUCUCAUUUAUCUGGAUGUCCGUAACAGAAUUGAAUUGCUGGUUGAUGGGAAAGUAGCCGGCAGUGUUAAUAUUCCGGAAACUGAAUUAGAAGGCGCAUUUGAUAGAAAUGAUCGCGAGUUUUUCGCUCUAUACGGAUUCUGCAAACCAACCAAAGGAGCUGAAAAUAUUGUGGUUGCCUGCCACUCUGGGAGACGGGCCAUUACCGCUGUAGAAAAACUUUUAAGAUUAGGAUAUGGUUCUAUCAAGAUUUACAAAGGAAGUUUCCUGGACUGGAAGGCCAGAGGUGGUUUCAUUGUAAAACAGUACUAAAAUACUAAAAACACUUGAAAAAACAAAAGAUGCACAAACUAAUUCGAAGCCCUCAAAUUCUAAUAACGCCCUGUUUUAUCAUUGCCAGAAAUUUUAACGUAUUUAGAUGGCUCAAUAUUAGAUUGAAAUCCUAAAAUCUUAAUCAGGAUUCCUCACCGUAGAAAAUACAUUUAUAGAAUUUGCACCUAUUUUGCUUUUCGUAUUCUGGGAACCGAUACACAUAUUGGUUAACGAUUCACGUACGCAUCUCAUCUAGCAUAUGCCUCAAUUUGGACCGACUAUUCUAAAAGUUUGUUUGGACUUUGAUUGUCAAAGUGCCAAAAUUCCAUCCAGCAUAUAUUCGUAAUAGAAGGCACCAAAGUGUUGUCUGUUAUUUCUACCCUGAAUUGUCAACGACCUCUAAAAUAAGGUAAGCGGCAACAUUUUUUUCAAAAAGGACAUGUUAUUUCUAUUGAUCCCAGUGCCUUUCUCUUUUUUGAAUAUGUUGAAUCGCAGCUAACGAAGUCAACGGUACAAUAUUACGACCGUUGAUUGUAUAUACGUACCGCCUAUAAUCGAAAUUGAAUUUGUGUGUGUAGGUAAGCAUCAGACUUUGCAACCAUCAACAAGACGAUACGACUACAACUAAUCGAUACCUUCCGGCCUUGCUAUAAAGAUCAGCGUCCGCCGGAUUCCCCACGAUUUGAAAAGCAUCUGGAGAGCGAAUGAUACUGCACUGCAAUCUGUAGCUGACAUUAUCCAUUCCUUAAUGUUGGAAAGUGAAUGUCGGUAUUUGGAAAAAGAAUCGGACUUCCGAAAUUUGUAAUCAGACAGCAGCAGCUGGCCGGAGAAGGUAAGUUCACUGUCCGUAGUAUAGAAAGCACUUUCUUUAUCAAUAUCACUAAUAACCCGAGUCAAUGGUCGGGGAGAGGAAUGAAUUUAUAGCUUAAUAAUACUUGCCACGAUGAGAAAAAGAAAAGAUUUGGAAAUUCACUUUUUAUCUCUAAUGGAUUGUCGAUACAACGGACAUGGCCGAAUGAUUACAUUUCUCUAGUUAUUACGCACUCGAGUCUCCACAAGAAGUUAAAAAGGUACUGCAUGAAUAGCCGUGCGAGAAUUUUUGUUAACAACGGUAAGGAAACCCAAAUUAACCAUUGGUUUUUCUAUGAAUACCGUUUUUUUUAUUGUUAAAUUAUUUUUAAAUCUUUUUUUAAAAAGAUGUUUACGGCCUCUCGUCGGCAAACAAACUGUGGCAUUCUCAUGUUUCUCUGUUUUCAUUAACGGUAAAUGUUUAUGUUGUGCAGGAAGCAAGGCGAUAGAUUUUGUUCCCAUAAUAAUAAGCGGAAAACAUUAGCCAUCACAUGAUCGGGAAAGAAAGAGAAAAUCCACGGAUAACUGUACACCCGGAAAAGAAAAAGAAGAAGAAAAACACACCGGAUCUGGAACCCGGAAGAAAAAAGAUGCGCAUAUAAGAAGAUGCGAUAUCGGAGGACAGAACCAUUUCGUCACCGGCAGUAAGAAAAUGUUGUCUUCUUCGCUACUAUGUAGCAGUUUCGUCAUCUUGUUAACUAUCAUCGUCAGGAGCCAUUGUGAUACUUAUCAUCAUCAUCAUCAUAGAGGAUAUGCAACACUCAAUCCCAUUUUAUCAUCUAAAUCAUCUCCUUCCGAUUUGGAUUCUGCGCUGGAACACGUCUCUGAGAAUUCGACAAAGUUGAACCAUCGUAAACGGGGGAAACAUCUUUCGGUCCCUGUCCCCGUUAUGAAUAACUCGAUAGAACAUCCACCUCUUGAUAACGCGCUUCAAUCCAACGAGUCAAUCCCACUGUUGAAGGAAAAUUCAGCGGAAGACAAAUCGCCUGAUGAUGGAGAGUCUAGAAUUAAUCCACGUUUCGUUGGAUUUGAACUCGUUGGCGGCGAAGGCCUUCAUCCCCAUUGGAGGCACAUACAAAAAGGUGUGGAUACCCAUGAAGAAAUGGCUGAUGCGAUUGGUCCACCGAUUGUACAUAUAACGCUUGCUGAUGAUGAACCUCCUGAUGAAGGCCUAAUCAACCGUGAACUAGAAAUAGGACAACUUUUUCAAGAAACUUUUAGAGCCGAUUGGUCUCUACUAUCUGAUCGUCUUAGUAGGCUAGCAAGUUGGUUCAAUAUCGGAAGGUUUCUCAAAACGAAAAUAGGAUUCGGAAGGUUUUUGAAAUUCUCUUCCGGAUCAACUUCAGGAGCAACAACAACAAUUAUUGCAGGGCCACCAGGUCCUCCUGGUCCAACCGGCCCGACUGGUCCUUCCGGAGCGACCGGUCCAACUGGACCUGCUGGAGUUGAUGGAGUGGGAAUUCCAGGCACUCCGGGCAUUCCCGGAAUACCUGGAACGCCAGGAGCUGCUGGUGCAGCUGGAGCACCAGGGCCGACCGGGGCGACGGGACCGAGUGGAACUUCAGGUGCCGCUGGGCCCACUGGGGCGAAUGGACCUCCUGGCGCUCCUGGACCGAGUGGGUCGCCAGGACCUGCUGGGGCAUCCGGACCACCUGGUGCUGCUGGUUCAGCUGGUCCUACUGGUGCUACCGGAAGUAUAGGAGCUCCAGGUCCAACGGGUCCAAGCGGUUCAACUGGUCCAACUGGAGCAACAGGAUCAACGGGGGCCGCUGGAUCGGCGGGAGCGACGGGUCCACCAGGUGCUACAGGUCCCGCAGGAUCAUCGGGAGCUACAGGUCCUACUGGGCCGAGUGGAUCGGCUGGACCUACUGGUCCACCAGGUCAAACUGGAUCGGCCGGAGCUCCUGGCGCUGCAGGCUCGACUGGGGCGGUUGGGCCACCGGGACCGCCUGGAAGUGCUGGGGCAGCGGGGGCUGCUGGCGCUGGAGGUUCAGCCGGGGCUACAGGUCCUCCGGGUCCACCUGGAGCAACAGGAACAACGGGGGCCGCUGGAUCGGCGGGAGCGACGGGUCCACCAGGUGCUACAGGUCCCGCAGGAUCAUCGGGAGCUACAGGUCCCACUGGGCCGAGUGGAUCGGCAGGCCCCACUGGUCCACCAGGUCAAACUGGAACGGCUGGAGCUGCAGGCGCUGCAGGCUCUACUGGUGCGGUUGGGCCACCAGGACCACCGGGAAGUGCUGGGGCAGCGGGGGCUGCUGGCGCUGGAGGUUCGGCCGGGGCUACAGGUCCUCCGGGUCCACCUGGAGCAACAGGAACAACGGGGACCGCUGGGGCUGCAGGUGCAGCAGGUUCAGCCGGGGCUACAGGGCCUCCCGGGCCUCCUGGAGCAGCAGGAGCUCCUGGCCCUCCAGGGGCUCCAGGAGCCGCCGGCCGUAUCGGGGAUGAAAAUGGUGAAUAUAGCGAUGAUGACGAUUCAAUCAAUAUAGAAUCAAUCAACGGUGCACAGACAUCCGACAGCCUCAAUGCACUUAUGGAUAAUUCGACUGGACUUGAGACGACGACAAACCACCCAGAGAAAAAGCCUAUAAGGGUGCUGAAAAAGCCGGCGAACAAACCGGAUCCCAACACUAAUUCAUCCGUGCCAGAGCAAAUAGAAAAUAAUUUUGAUCAACCACAAGGAACGGUGGAUUCAUUGGCGAUGACAUCGGUAGCGGUGUUGGCAGAUGUUGUUCGAGAUUCGCCCCUGUUUCUUCAACCAGAGCAAGUGUCAGUUCAAUGGCCACCGACAGGGCAGAUAUUGAAGCCCAUUGAAUCGCUACACUCGGAGCAAAACGCGAUUCAAAAUCUAUCGUCACAACAAACGGAGACUAUGCUGGUACCUGGGUCACUGCAAUUUGAUCAAAAUAUGGGGUCAAUUUCAUUGCAGUCUGAGCAAAUAACGCAGCCGCUUGAGCCCAUCAAUUCAAAGGAGAAACCAGUUGAAACUGUAAAGGCGGAAUCACUCGAGUUCUCUCAGUCGGAAGAAAACGAUUCUGUGCUGCUCAUGGGCGAAAUACUUAAGCAGUUUGAGAUCGUCACGCAAAAGCCUUUCGAGUUGGAGACUAAUCCGGGUGAAUCUUUACUCCCGGAGCCUAUUGUGGAGAAAUUUGGAUCGUUUCAGACGGAGAAAACGACGGAACCGCUCGAUUGGAAGCCACCUGUUAACAUUACAAAUCCGCCAAUUGAAUUCGGUACGGAGAAACCAUUCGAGUUGUUACCAACGGUGCAAAUUGAGAAACAAAAAGUCGAAUCACUUCAUCAACCGCAACAAAAUCUCACCGAGUCGCCAUCAGAUAAAACCACGCCUGUUAAAUCCGGAGAACAAGUGCAAAUAGAAAAGAAACAACAAGAUAAUUCAGAUGAAUCUGUACUGCCAGUGCAAAUAGCGGAGCAAUUUGAUUUCAUUUUGCCACAUCAUUCAUUCGAGUUGGAACAACCUGAGAAGCCGAUUGAACCUUUUAAACCGGAAGAUAUCAAACAUUCAGAAUCAUUGCCCCAGAAAAAUAAGGAAGAAACAUUGGUUGAUUCAAUUGUUGAAAUGGUUCCGCCCACGAAGAAGGUGGAUUCGCAAAUACAAUUCGAGCAAACAACUAUGAAACCAAUCGAGUGGAUGCAAGUAGAGAAAAACAAGUCAAUUGAAUCUGUGCCGGAGCAAAAAGAAAAGCCAGGUAAAUCAAUAGAGAUUAAGCAAAAGGUGAAUCCACUUGAGAAAUUGCAACGAAUGACGAAACUAGCAGAAAUGGCCAAAAAUUAUUCAGAAAAAUCAGCAGAUGCAGAAGAGCAGCAAGCCGGGCAAAUAGAAAAACCAGUAGAGCACGCACAGGCACAGGAAGUGAAUGCACACGAACAUGCGCAACAAGACCGAAAUGAGAAACCAAAUGAUUUAUUAUUACUCCAGCCAACAGAUAUGCCAUCCGCAGUUGAACUCCUAGCGCCACCGAUUGAAAAGGUUGACGAACACCAAAUUCAGCAUCAUCCGGAUGAAAAUUUGAAUGUUGCAACAACAACUGAGCAAGUUGUGUCCGAGCUGGACGACGAAAUUUCACGAAUCAUACAAACUUUAUCAGAUGGAUAUGAUUCAACAUCUGAGCAAGAAGUGCUUACCGAUCUUGCAAAUUCCACAAAUAAGGGUGAAUUGCGCAUACCCGAUACAACCGUCAUUCCAACUUAUCAACAAGAAACGAUUUCUCCGGUCUACCCCACGCUAAACGAAAAAUAUGAAAAAGAAGAAACAGCAGCUGAUUUGCUCCGAAAAUUUUACUCAUCAUAUAUUCGACCAGCAAGAAAAACUGAAUCAGUUGAUCAUCUAAAGAUAGGGGAAAUACAUCCCAAUCAUAAUAGCUGAAUAACGUUAGGAAAUAAACAGCCCGACAAAGUUUUGGAGGAACUCUGCAUAAUAUGCGUUUAUUUUCAUUGUACAAAUUUUACUGUUUUGCCAAUAAAUUUCCGUGUUCUUUGUUGA
Molecule: messenger RNA, 5706 nt
Organism: Daphnia pulex (common water flea)
Lineage: Eukaryota; Metazoa; Arthropoda; Branchiopoda; Diplostraca; Daphniidae
Product: protein SOGA3-like
Exons: 27
Coding region: 1858-5589 (1243 amino acids)
Source: RefSeq, a predicted model, not a curated record